AAGAAACAGAGCUUCCACGUCUGGUAAUAAACAUACGAACGCCAAACGAAGUCACAAGGCCUAAAUUAUUUAUUCUAUACUAAAUCUUAAAUAUGCAUUUCUCCGAUAAAGUGGAAGCAAUCUAUUUUCUGCCCGCGUUUCUCAAUAGAGAUAACACUGCUGAAAAAAAAAAAAAAAAAGUUAAGACGACAGAUGACAAAGUCUUGAAAAGAAUUACUGAUAUUUGAAACACAUUGAAACACUUAGUAGUUUCGAAGAUAAGAUUGGUUUUAUUCAUUAUCACUAAACAUGUGUGGAAAAAUAAUGAAAUUAACUUUCCAGUCAGACUUGACAACAAACUAAAUCUAAUUUUGAUUUACAAAAUGCUAUAAAAAAUUAGUUUACCUUGAAUUUAAGGGAAUUAAAUCAAUGUUGCAUUGAAAAGUAAUAAUAUCUCGAAAAAAGUUACUAAAAUGCUCAAUGCUUAAUACAAUAUUUCUGAAAACAAGUGACCGCGACCUAGCAAACAUUAAAAUGGACAAACACAACAAUACAGGCAAAAAGGGACACAGUGCCUACAAACUGACGCGGGACCAAAGUCAACGCAGGUAGAUACAUUUAAGGGAUUCAGCAGAACUGAUACCUCUCUGCUCAUAUUUUCUCCAUUAUCUUUUCUUUUUUUUACUAUAUGAUUUGGGUAAGUGCCGGGCGGUUAGUCAGUCAAUAAGAAUCUUAUCUUGAUUUUACAGCCUGUAUCUUAUCUAAUCUUGGAUAUUACAUAUUUGCCAAUAGUCGUGUUCCUUAUGUGCCUAACGUGUACAACUUGACUGGCUUUCAGGAUCCCCUUUAUCCCUUGAGACAUAGAAACAACCUUAAAUACAUAGGGGGAGAAGGACAGAAGAAGAAGAGGGAGAAGGGAGGAUAAAGAGAGGGAGAGGAGGAAAGAGAUUAGGUUCGACAGGGUGGAGAGAUGAUAUAUCAUGCAUCCGCGUCAGAGAUAAGGUACACACCCGUCUUGUUGAUACCAGCCUUAUCGGAAUGUUAAUGCCCGCCCUGAUUAAUGUGCGUUCUGUCUUAGUCUCAGUCGAGUGGGUGUGAUAUCUGCAGUGAGGUUCUGCGGGUGGAAGGGAAACGGAACUUGUCCCAAGAACCGGAGAAUUUGACAACUUUACGUGCGAAGAGGGACAGUUUAGAUACCAUGAAGGCGCUGCUCUUGUCAGCGUUGGUGGCCUCGGCGCUGCUUCUGUCGGUGGCGGAGAACGAUCUUUGCGACACGUAUUUCACCAACCCCAACAUGACCUGCAUCAUGACUUACGAAUGCAUAGGCGGUGGAAGCUCCAUCGUUAUCUAUGAGGACUGUUCCCCAGGAAGCGAACUUUUAACUGCUAUAGAUACAAACCCAGCACAUGACUGCAAUCACCUGACUGUGAAAGGAAAGACAGUUCAACUGAACACAGAGUUGGACGCCGAGAAGGACAAUGAGUACACAAUCAACUGCAGGCUAUUUAGUGAAUCUUAUGUAACGGAAUUCCCUGUAGAGAACGUCAAUGAAUUCAAGCCUCAAGUUCAGGACCAAAGCCCAAUUUUUGAGAUCAAUGUUUCUGAGGGAAACGGUGCAGAAGUCAUCACCACCUUCAGUUAUCAGGACGAAGACUUCGAGGAAACUGAGAAGCUGACUUGUGAGCUGAAAAGCGGUGACAUCGACAAUUUAUUUGAAGUUGAAUCGCUAUACCAGAACGAUAUGAUGAAAUUUUCCCUCAAAACCACAGAUUCGCUUGAUUUCGAGAAGAGGAUGUACUACAGACUCGAGUUUGAUAUUAAAAGCACAGACAGCCGUGGAGAUAUCCUGACAUCGGAGCAGACGAUCCUCGUGUUCGUGGAAGACAUCGGCGACAACCCGCCCUACUGGAUCAAGACGAAGCCGUCGGUCCAGCUCGGGGAAUGCGAAGCUGACGAGCUCGUCCUCCAAGUGGAAGCUAGUGACAGAGAUGUCGAGGUUAAUAAUGAAAUACGAUACAGCAUUACGGACGGAAACGAUGAAGGGUUCUUUAGCAUUGAUCCCAACAGCGGAGAGGUCAAGACUGCGAGGGUGGUCGACCGCGAGUCGCUGGCCACGACGACCUUCGCCCUCACCAUCACGGCGACGGAGAUCAAGGCCGACGGCAACGAGGCGGACGAGCCCAAUUCGUCCACGCAGGCAACGAACAUAUAUAUUGUGGAUGUGAAUGACAACAUACCCACCUUCAACGAACGCGAGUACUACGCUGAGAUCGACGAACUGAGUGAAGAUAAUUUACUCAACAUCGACAUAUUUGUAACGGAUAUGGACGAGGGAUUGAAUGGAACCUUCACCCUGACUUCAGAUAAGCCAGUCGACCUAGUGAUAUCUCCAAGCCAAGGAAUGGGGAAUGAGAAGGUCUCUCUCAAGGCGAAGUGGCGUGGCGAUGAUACAUUAUUCGAUUAUGAGACGACACAAGAUAACCUCACGUUCACGUUAACAGCAACUGAAUCAAGUAACCCAUCAAACAUCGACACAGCCACCCUCGUCGUUAAGAUCAAUGACGUGAAUGACAACAGUCCAGUUUUCUUGGAAAAUGAAUACAACGUCGACGUAAGCGAAACGGAGGUAAUGGGCUUCCUUGUGACCACCGUGAAGGCAACGGACAAGGACAUAUCACCGGAAUUCGGCACAGACAGUAUCAGAUAUUCAUCGGAGUGUGAGGAUAAACUGCAAGUCGACUCGAUAACAGGUGAAGUAACUCUUGCGGACGACAAUGUUCUCAAUUAUGAAUCAAAAACAACGCUACUGUGUAAUAUAGAAGCCCGUGACCUCAAUGGAGAUUCAGCAGGGAGAGGCGGCACCACCAAGGUCAAAAUUACGGUUAUUGAUGUUGUAGACGAGCAGCCCUCCAUAAAGCAACCUGACGAAGUGACCAUUUUAGAAAAUACAAUUGAGGGUACGCAAGUAGGCCAACCUGUAAAGGCAACGGACGCAGAUGAAGGCGCCAACAUCGUCAUUUCCAUUGACUCGACAAAGACUAAAGCAUAUUUACAGAAUAACGAAAUCAACCCUGACAUCGUGAAGGAUUGGUUCGUAAUAUCUACAACAACUAAUAAUGUAGACGACUACAGCGCUGUGGUGAGUGUUGGGACUAGCGAGCCUGACCGUGAAAAAGCAGACAGAGUGGAACUGACCAUUGUGGCCACAGAUGUCAGCACUCAAUCGGGUAUUAACUAUACAUCCACUAUUUUCACUAUCAACAUCAAUAAUACGAAUGAUGAGCCACCAUACUUCACCGAUGAUUACAGCAUACAGAAAGUAACGGAAGAGGUCCCUGAGGGAACGCUCAUCGCCAAGCUCCUUGUCAAUGACAACGAUCUCGACGACACCAUUGACAUGACAAUUAGUAACGACAGCUUGGUGAGGGUCGUCAUGGAAAACGACUUCAAAACAUGGAACUUGGAGGUCUCCCCGGGAGCGAACAUUGACAGGGAGAAACAGGCGGAAAUAAUUGUAAACGUGACAAUCACAGACAGCAAUGGAGCUUCAACUGAUAUGGAGAUUACAAUCAGUAUCACAGACAUUAACGACAACACCCCAGUCAUAGAGGAAUGCACCUUUGAGGUAGAAGUUGCCGAGGAUAAGCUCACUGGUUAUCACGUUGCAAACGUUAAGGCCGGGGAUGUCGAUAUAGGAGCUCACGGUGAGAUUAGAUAUUUCCUCUUCAAUUACUCACCCGGCAUACCCUUCGCAGUCAACGACGUAACAGGUGAGGUGACAGUGCUGUUGGAGGACAACCUGCGGGUCCUCGACAGGGAGAUGAAGGCAAGUUGGGAUCUCGCCGUCUACGCCCAAGACGGUUGCGAGAAUGGAGAGAUCGACUGCCAGGCAAAGGCUAGUGAUCCUUGUAACAUCAUAGUGACGGUCACCGACAUCAACGACGAGGCACCCGACAGAUUCGAUUGGAACCCACCUGCGGAAACCUUCACUGUGCACGAGGACAUGCUUGAGGGCGAGUUGGUCGGGGGCGAGGAACCGUUCAAAAUCAGGGCUCAAGAUGAUGACCAGCCCGGGACUGUGAACACGAUGAUCACUUACCAUGUCGAGUGGGUUCGUAAGGUCGGAGAGACAGAGAACCUCGAUUUGUUCACAGCUGUCAACAAGAAUGAAACUUGGUCGGAUGGAAGCAUUUCAUACUACUGCCAGCUGAUGGCUACACAGGACUUAUUCUGGCAAAGGGGAUCAUAUGAGAUACUCUUGGUGGCCGAAGACAGCGGAGAACCGCAACUUAGCGGCAACAAAACAUUCGAUAUCGAGAUCCUAGAUUCGAACGACCACGUUCCAGAGUUCGUGUUCUACGGGUGCCUCGCCGACGAAUUGCAAAUCAAAAUGGAAGAGAAUAAAUACGAAGCUGGAGACAAAGUCCGAUGCUCAACAGAAGAAAGCGCGCAGCUACUGGAGAUCGUCGUGGAAGACGAAGAUAUAGGCGAGAACAGGGACUUUACUUGCGAAAUUGACUACGAAAAAUCAACUGCCGUAGCUGUAAACGGUAUUGAUCAGCUCCAUGAAUUUGAGCUCAAACGGGAAUCCAAUGGGUGUGUCUUGUAUGUGAAAUCGGUCAUUGACAGAGAAUCGGGCCGACGAUACAAUCUUUCGCUACACGUGAUGGACAAGGGAACACCGCCGCUCGAAUCCUGGGAGUAUUUGGAGGUCAUUGUCACCGACGCCUUUGAAGCCCCGCCUUACUUCUGCCUCGAUGGGCUGUGCAGGCAGACCAUCUACAUGAAAGAGACUGACCCUACGGUGACGGCCAACUUCUUGAAGGGAACAGACACAGAUAAUAUUGAUUUCGAUCCGAAUGAUCCUGGAACCUAUCAGGAAGUUUAUUACGACAUUGUAGGAGGGAGCACCAGUUUAUUCGAGCUCGGAGACAGGACGGACAACACCAUCAAACUCAAGAACCUUCCCCAGGGACUCGACCGCGAGGACGUGCCCGAAUACCAACUCUACAUCGACGUCACCAACGACCCCGCCACACAGCCGCCCAUCUCCGAGAUUAUCGCCAGGAACUAUACUCUUUAUUUGACAAUCAAAGUCCAGGAUGUGAACGAUAACUCGCCACAAUUCGAGAAAGCGAUCACUAUUGCAAGCUUUACGCAGAAUGAUGAAAAGGGCAAAAAAAUUGCUGUAAUUCAGGCCACCGACCUCGACCUGAACGAAACCAUUACCUACGACCUCGGGGAAUUCACCUGGUAUGACACGGAUGGAACGGCGCCGACUGAUGAGCCGUUCAAAUUAGAGAACGGCGCAGACCUGAUUCUUAAUUUUAAGCCAACAGGAUUGAACAGUGGAUACUGCACUUUCCCUAUAAAUGCAUACGACAAAGAUGACAACACAAACUUCACAACAGCAAAGGUGUAUGUCAUCACAAAUGCCUUCCAGCUUCCAGUCGUUUUCAAUAACGAUAUUAGCAUGGUAUCAGAGAAAACAGAGGAUAUCGAAGAAAUAUUCACGUCGGUCUACCAAUACUCGUGUGUUGUGGACAGCACGACAACCCAGACCUCCGACACGGGCGAGGCGGUGGAGGGGAAGACCGUGGUGUUCAUGCACUUCAUUGACGAAACGCACAACGAACCCGUCCCCAAGGAUGCCAUUAUUCAGCAGACGACGGACGUGGAGGUCAUCAAGGAACUCCGAAGGAAGUUGAAUGAGAUUAACCUCAACUUGAACUCCGUCGGAGAUGAACAGAUCGUUAGCGAGAGCAAUGACCUACUCUUGCUGCAGGUGCUUUUGGGAGUAGUGUCCUUAGUGCUGGGUUCGCUAGUGAUCCUCCUCCUCAUAGCAUACUGCAUCAGAACACGAAGCCUCGAGCGCCAGGUUAAGGUGCUGUCGACUAACACCUUCGGGUCCAAGGAGUCGGACUUGAACAGGGCUGGAAUGGAAAUGGAAGUCGUCCCCGGCAGCAACAUGUUCAAGGGAGAAGGAGCGAAUCCCAUGUACAACAUGAGUGAGGAUGAGCUGAGGAAUGAUGACACGAGCAGUAUUGGAAGUGGAGAUUCCGUACUGGUGGGCGUGGAGGACAAUCCUGAAUUCAAGAACUACAUCAACCGCCGCGUCAACGCCCCGGCGUCUCCGUUCGAGAGCGCAUCGGGCGCGCGGUCCAUCGACCAAGUCUCGGCGCCCGCUGCCUUCGCCGGAACGAGCAGAUCCAACCCGCUGCUUGACAUGGACGGAGUGGAGGACCGUGACCUCUCGGAAGCGCUGAGGGACUUCGAGGUGACUAUCCGCCGAUCGUCCUGUGAGUCGGAUGGGUCUGUUGGCCACGAUAACCCCAACUUUACCUUCGGGAAAUGAGGCCCGCGCUCCCAUUCCUCCUUGUGGAUAUUAUGAGGACUAUACUGUGCUUCCUUGUUGAUCCAUGUAUAUGUUUUGAUUAGGCAUUGAAUGUGAUAUAAAUGACAUGCAAACACCCACGUAAAUACACGUACACACAUACCCACACAACACACAUACGUCCGCGCGCGCGAGUAGACAUACCUACAUGCACAAAUUAACAUGUAAUACCACUGUCUAGAAUACGAUCUUUGAUCAUACGACAUUCGUAGUGAAGUAUAAUAUUAAAUAUACUGUUUUCUGUUUACCAAAUAUAUUGUAAAUCAUUAGGAGGGCAAUAGUAGAAUUACAGUGCAAUCAACGAAAAUACAUAAUGUUUUGUGGACCUUGCCAUAAUUCUAGAAGUAAUGUAAGCUGAAUACAAAUGUAUAUAAAUGAGUCAGUGUAGUGUUGCGUGUUAGAAGACUCAGUGGAAAAAAAUUAAGGGUAAGAAUGAUCACUAAUUAUCCGAAGAACUUAUGACACCCAAACACACUGAUAAAAACGGAUUCCAAGGAUAAAUCAAAUAUCUUGUGGAAUGAUCAAUUUUAAUUCACACUUUUUGCUACUUUGAAGGAUAAUCAUCAUUUGGGAGCUAACGCCGGCAGGGGCGCAUGCCGAUUCCACCCUCGUGUUUCCACCUACGAGGGCCCUUCAUGGCGAUCUGCCCAAGCCACGACCUUCUCGGUCGUCCCACAGGCCUC
This is a messenger RNA of Penaeus chinensis, 7056 nucleotides long. RefSeq names its product cadherin-23-like. NCBI's taxonomy places the organism in Eukaryota, Metazoa, Arthropoda, Malacostraca, Decapoda, Penaeidae. The transcript has 38 exons. The record is from RefSeq and is a predicted model, not a curated record. Gene Ontology annotation, molecular function: calcium ion binding. Gene Ontology annotation, cellular component: plasma membrane. Gene Ontology annotation, biological process: homophilic cell-cell adhesion. Bases 1178 to 6334 code for a protein of 1718 amino acids.